UAGGAUUGGCUAAAAUACCACUUUCAAAAGGGCGCUUGAUUGAAACUGAAAAGGUUUUGUCAGACGAAUAUUCAUAACAAAAUCAAGUGAAGAAAAUACCCUCGUUUCGGUAGCUUUUAAUACAUAAUUAUUUAUGGUUAAUACAUAAAAAAAAAAAGUUGAUUAUUUAAAGACUUAGAAAUGCCACGGAAACGUCCAACUCGAGUUAACAAUCGAGCACAACCAAAAUGCCCAGAAGGUGAUGAAGGAAAGUCACUCACAGAAGAUGAGCGUAUGGAAAAAUUAAGAAUUUUUACGAAAGAUUUUGAUAUGAGAUUUAAUGAAAUAUUGGAGAAAAUGGAGAAGGAUAAAACUAAUAUAAUGAAAACAAUUGAAUCCAGGCUUCACUGUCAAAUAAUGCAGUUACCAGGGUAUAUCAGAAAAAUGAAGUUGAAAGAUUUUAUUGCAUCUGGAGGAACUGUUAAAGGUGUCUUAGCUCCAUCACAAAUAACAGAACCAUCGUCGUUAAAUAUAUCAGGAAAACUAGCACAGACCAUAUCAAAACUGAAUCCCAACAUAUUUUGUGGUGUAAUACCAGAAGAAGAUGAAGCUGCUACGCCAUGUGCUGAGAAAAGAACAGUUAAGAGGACAGCCACUAAGAAGACCACCGUAAGGAAAUCAUCAAGAAAACGAAACACAAAAGGAAAUGAAUCAUACCUUGCUCCACCACCAUCAUCUAGUAGAUUACGAAUGACUCCAGCUGGCAGAACAAUGUCAUCAGCAGGCUGGGCCACACCACUUAUAACACCUAAAUUUGACCCAAGACUUCCAUUUACGCCUGGUCUUGUCCGUGAUCCUAAACCAGGUGAAAGAAUUCUUUCAAUGGCUGGUAGUCCUAUAAAUAACCCUACUGAUACCAAAAAAGGUCGAUCUACAAUUAAGGCUAUUGGUAAAUCUAAAUUACGGAAGUUGGUGUCCAACACAAAUAUAAAAGAAGAAUUAGACGACAUAGAAAUACCAGACAGCCCUACAGACAUAAAGAAUAUGAGACAAUCUCAGAUAUUUAAAGUGAUGAAUAUUGUACAAAAUGCUAUACGAAGUAAAUCAGAAGAAGAUGAUGAUGAUGACGAUGAAGUAUUUUAAUAAAUAAUUGAAUUAUGUACAGAUGUAUAUAUAAUAUAUUUUAUAAGUACUUAUGUCAUGAGUAGCCAUGAUGUUUUGUUACAGUGUAAUAAUACCCACAGUUUUUCUUUGGGAAUUGCACUGUUUUCAUUUUAGAGGGUUUUAUUUCUUUUACUUGUACAGUUCAUUUGCAUAAUCCUUCUCAAAUUAAUCCUCUGACUUUAUGUAAACAAAUUAUAUUAUUAUUUCUAUUACACUUUUACAGGUAAAAAUAUUUCACUUUGUUUAACUGUUCUUAAUAAACAGACAUCCAUAAUCAUUGUUCAAUCCUCAAUAGAGGCGAAUUUGAAUCCUGAAUUUUUUUCCAAUUCUGGUCAAAUUAGAUACAUUGCUGAACUCGAAGAUGAAAUAUACAAACAUAAAACCUAUAGCAUAAAAAAAAAAAAAUCUUUCAAACCCCUUAUUAGAAAUUGGUGAUUUAUUUAUUUAUUUUUUAUUUUUUUUUGUCUCUUUCUUUUUGUAAUGUUCAGUAUAUUAUCUAGAAUAUAUCUGUAAUUGCCUGAUUGUACUCGCUAUGGGUAACCAAACCGGGACACCAUGAGUAUGACAUACUGUUACUCUUAUUUCGAUUUCUAACUAGCGUGGUUUCGAUUCCCCAGUUGUACAUGACAAGGACUAGGGUUGCCUGUCCAACCUUGUGGGUUUUCUCCGGGUGCUCCGGUUUCCUCCCACCCCUACGUGCAAGCGAAUUAUUGAAAUAAAUUCAACCAUGUGUUAGUCCCGAAAUGACCUAGUUUGUGUUGAGUGGGAGUUAAACCCCAUUUCUCUCUCUCUCUCUCUAUUUCGAUUUCCAAAUAUCUAGAAUGUUUAAGAUGCUGCUAAUUGUUACAUGGACCUCAUGAUCAGUUUCCAGUUCCAUCAGAACAACUAGAUGCUUCUUUGUACCCAGGCCAUCCAUCCUGUAUCACUCACUGACAUGGGGAAACCAGGCUGAAAAUCCUCUGGAACAUUGUUGGCUAACACAGGACUAGACUGAGACACAGUGGCUCCAAUAAUGGUAAAGAUCCUUUUUAACAUAUCGUACAUCUUUAAGAGUGAGAGUAUAAGCAGAAUUACAUUCUUUUAUUUUAUAUGUAAUUCAACUGAUAGAAUAUUCUUAUAACUAUCACCAUUAACAGAAACAUUCAAUUUUAUUCAUUAAUUAAUUGUGUGCUUUUUAUUAUGAAUUUUAGCACAUGGACAAAAGAGAGGGUUUGAUAGAAACAAAUCAGUCAAAUUUUAAUUCCAAUUCCUGAUGCUGCACUUUAUGAUAUAAUGUAUUAUCCUGAACUUAUAUAAAAAAAAAAAAAAUACCAAAGCUUGAACACAAUACAUCUUGAAUGUAAAAUAAAG
Messenger RNA from Patella vulgata (common limpet), 2493 nucleotides. RefSeq names its product borealin. The record is from RefSeq and is a predicted model, not a curated record. Gene Ontology annotation, cellular component: chromosome passenger complex; chromosome, centromeric region; spindle midzone. Gene Ontology annotation, biological process: mitotic sister chromatid segregation. The coding region runs from base 181 to 1122 and encodes 313 amino acids. NCBI's taxonomy places the organism in Eukaryota, Metazoa, Mollusca, Gastropoda, Patellidae. The transcript is spliced from 10 exons.